Procambarus clarkii (red swamp crayfish) is the source of this 447-nucleotide messenger RNA. The record is from RefSeq and is a predicted model, not a curated record. Lineage: Eukaryota; Metazoa; Arthropoda; Malacostraca; Decapoda; Cambaridae.
AUGGAGGCACGUGAUACAGUGGAAGGGGAGUACCCAACCAGACCCAUGGAGUACCCAGAAUCAUCAAAAGGAAGGGCUCCUGUUGGUCUUCCUGUUAUUCGUCAGGCUCCUGUUGGUCUUCCUGUUAUUCGUCAGGCUCCUGUUGGUCUUCCUGUUAUUCGUCCAGCUCCUGUUAGCCUGCCUGUUAUUCGUCCAGCUCCUGUUAGCCUUCCUGUUAUUCGUCAGGCUCCUGUUGGUCUUCCUGUUAUUCGUCAGGCUCCUGUUGGUCUUCCUGUUAUUCGUCCAGCUCCUGUUAGCCUUCCUGUUAUUCGUCCAGCUCCUGUUAGCCUGCCUGUUAUUCGUCCAGCUCCUGUUAGCCUUCCUGUUAUUCGUCCAGCUCCUGUUAGCCUGCCUGUUAUUCGUCCAACUCCUGUUAGCCUGCCUGUUAUUCGUCCAUUUCCCGAGUAG